This is a messenger RNA of Dromaius novaehollandiae (emu), 975 nucleotides long. RefSeq names its product small integral membrane protein 28 (gene SMIM28). The coding region runs from base 166 to 696 and encodes 176 amino acids. The transcript has 2 exons. Lineage: Eukaryota; Metazoa; Chordata; Aves; Casuariiformes; Dromaiidae. The record is from RefSeq and is a predicted model, not a curated record.
UCUAACUUAUUUUUGCCUUUCCUUACCACUAUAAACAGAAUAUAAUUUAUAAAUGAUCAUUAGCUGAGAGCAGCCCAGCUGGGUCAAGGCUGGAAGGCGGGGACACAGUUGCAAGCGGUGAAGCAAGGUGGAGGCACGAAGACAGAAGACCAGGUUAAUGAAAGCAUGAGGUGGCUCUUAGGCAGCAGCUGGAGAAAAUUUGGACAGGCUGACAGAGGAAACUAUGACUGGUUAACCAGUGAACCAACUGGGCCACUUCUGGAAACAGAGCUUCAGAGCAGACAACAGAUAAGUUCAACCAAAGAAGAUAUAGAACCAUUCCUGUGCAUCAUAUUGCCUGCCACCAUGAUGCUUUUCCUGGCAUUUCUGCUGCUCUUCCUGUACCGCCGUUGCCAGCGCUCCACCCCACAGGGGCAGAUCUUCAGCAUUGACCUCCCUGAGGCCCUGCCUGAGCAUGAUGUGUCCAAUUUCCUUUCAGCGCUGCCCUGGAGCACUGAGCAGAGCUUCCACUACUCCACUUUGCUCCCCGAAGCCUCGUUCCUCACUGUGUGUUUGCCUCCAUCCUAUGAGGAGGCCACCAUGAGGACUUCCAUGGAAGAGGCUCACACUGAGCUCUGUCCAGAUCCAGUGCCUCCUUACGAAGAGAGCCAUUGCAGACCAGCAGCACCAAAUAAACUUCCUACGGAAGGAUCUUAGCUGAAGCAUGCAGCCCCUCCAGGCACAGACAUGGAACUGCUCUGGCCUUUAUAGUUGGCAAAAAGAUUCCAAAUGAGGAAAAAACAAUCAAUUAAUGAAGAAAGAAGAUUGGAACAACAGGGAAUGAGUCUCUUCACCUCAUUCUAGGAUCCUCUAUCUUCAAUUCCUAGCAAACAUACACACACAAUAUAUAAUCGAAUUGGUGCCAGAUUGGUAACAUGGGUGUACAAGUUCACAGAGCAUGUCAGACAAGGAUUAAACUUAAUGGCAGCUGAGAGU